AUGGAGGAAGAGGAUGGAGCAGGAUCUGCAGCAUCCAGCUGUGUGUCUGUGAGGAGUGACCGGUCCAAAGGAGAACCUCGACAGUUCAGUAAUGAACCUGCAGCAACAAUAGCUUCUGCAAAGUGUGGAGAAAGAUCCAGAAGCAGAGCUGGACUGCAGACAGCCAGUCAGAGCAGCUGUGUACAAACAGAUGUUGGUCUGCAGGAGGUUUUAGAUGAACAUAAGAUCAGUCUGAGGAGGAGAUGUGAACGUGUGACUGAAGGAAGUGAUGAAACAGGAAGUAGAACCCUCCUCAACAGGAUCUACACUGAGCUCUACAUCACAGAGGGACAGAGUGAAGAGGUUCAUACCCAACAUGAGGUGAGGCAGCUGGAGACAACUUCCAAGACGGACGGCCUCCAUGACGCUCCAAUCAGGUGCCAGGACAUCUUUAAAGCCUUACCUGACCAACAGAGACCCAUCAGAGUGGUUCUGACCAACGGCGUGGCUGGUGUUGGAAAAACCUUCUCAGUGCAGAAGUUCACUCUGGACUGGGCAGAGGGCUUGGAGAACCAACAUGUCAGUGUGGUGGUUCUGCUUUCAUUCAGGGAGCUGAACCUGAUCAGAGAUGAGCAGUACAGUCUUCUGGAGCUGCUCCAUGUUUUCCAUCCAACAUUACAGAAGGUCACAGCAGAGAAGCUGGCUGUCUCUCAGCUUUUGUUCAUCUUUGACGGCCUGGAUGAAAGCAGACUUUCAUUGGAUUUCACCAACAGGAAGCUACUGUCUGAUGUCACACAGAAGUCAUCAGUCAGCCAGCUGCUGACAAACCUCAUCCAGGGGAAUCUGCUUCCCUCGGCUCUCGUCUGGAUAACUUCCCGACCUGCAGCAGCCAAUCAGAUCCCUCCUACAUGUGUCGACAGGCUAACAGAAGUACGAGGCUUCACUGACGCCCAGAAGGAGGAGUACUUCAGGAGGAGAUUCAGUGAUGAAGAGCUGUCCAGCAGAAUCAUCUCCCACAUGAAGACAUCCAGGAGCCUCCACAUCAUGUGUAGUAUCCCAGUCUUCUGCUGGAUCACUGCUACAGUUCUGGAGCACAUGUUGACUACAGAGCAGAGAGGAGAGCUGCCCAAGACCCUGACUGACAUGUACUCACACUUCCUGCUGGUUCAGACAAAGAGGAAGAAGAACAAGUACCAUGAGGGACAUGAGACGAGUCCACAGGAGCUGACGGAGGCUGACAGGGAAGUUCUUCUGAAGCUGGGGAGGCUGGCGUUUGAACAUCUGGAGAAAGGAAACAUCAUGUUCUACCAAGAAGACCUGGAGCAGUGUGGUCUGGAUGUGACAGAGGCCUCGGUGUACUCAGGAGUUUGUACAGAGAUCUUCAAAAGAGAGUGUGUGAUCUUCCAGAAACCAGUCUACUGCUUUGUUCAUCUGAGCAUUCAGGAGUUUCUGGCUGCAGUCUACAUGUUCCACUGUCACACCAACAGGAAGACAAAGGUGCUGAAGAACUUCCUUAAACCAAAAUCUUUAAUUAAGAUGAUUUCCAGUCUUUUUGAUAACAAAGAUCUCCAAUCACUUGAUGUAUUUCUGAGGAGAGCCAUGGAGAAAUCCCUCCAGAGUAAAAAUGUCCACCUGGACCUGUUUGUUCGGUUCCUUCAUGGCCUCUGUCUGGAGUCCAACCAGAGACUCUUAAUAGGUCUGCUGGGUCAGACAGAGACCAGUCCAGAAACCAUCCAGAGAGUCAUCAACAACCUGAAGAAGAUGAACAGUGAUAAAAUCUCUCCUGACAGCAGCAUCAACAUCUUCCACUGUCUGAUGGAGAUGAACCACCUCUCAUUAUUUCAGGAGAUCCAAGAGUUCCUGAAGUCAGAGAACAGAUCAGAGAAGGAACUCUCUGAGAUCCAGUGCUCAGCUCUGGCCUUCAUGCUGCAGAUGUCAGAGGAGGUUCUUGAUGAGUUUAACCUGCUUAAGUACAAAACAUCAGAGCGGGGACGACUGAGGCUGAUUCCAGCUGUGAGGAACUGCAGAAAGGCUCGAUUGAGCGACUGUGAUUUGUCAAAGUUCAGCUGUGAUUAUCUGGCAGCAGCACUGAAGUCCAACCCCUCCCAUCUGAGAGAGCUGGACCUGAGCUGGAACAACAAGCUGCAGGAUUCAGGAGUGAAGCAUCUGUGUGGUUUCCUGGAGAGUCCAGGAUGUAAACUUGAAGCUCUGAGAUUGUGGGACUGUGGUUUGUCAGAGAUCAGCUGUGAUUAUCUGGCAGCAGCACUGAACUCCAACCCCUCCCAUCUGAGAGAGCUGGAGCUGAGCUACAAAAACUUCCUGCAGGAUUCAGGAGUGAUGCAUCUGUGUGGUUUCCUGGGGAAUCCAGGAUGUGGACUUGAAACUCUGGGAUUGAGGUACUGUGGUUUGUCAGAGAUCAGCUGUUAUUAUCUGGCAGUAACGCUGAACUCCAAACCCUCCCAUCUGAGAGAGCUGGACCUGAGCUACAACAACCUGCAGGAUUCAGGAGUGAUGUGUCUGUGUGGUAUCCUGGAGAUUCCAGGAUGUGGACUUGAAACUCUGAGAUUGGGGGGCUGUGGUUUGUCAGAGAUCAGCUGUGAUUAUCUGGCAGCAGCACUGAACUCCAACCCCUCCCAUCUGAGAGAGCUGGAGCUGUGGGGAAACAACCUGAAGGAUCCAGAUGUGAAGCAGCUGUCUGAUCUUCAGCAGAGUCCAGACUACAGACUGGAGACUCUGAGGUGGAGGUGAUGAUGGUAAACAGGACGGUGUGUGUGCUGAGAGAGGAGCAGCUGUGUCCUGAUGAUCCAGAGAGGUUGAAGCAGCAGCAGCUUGUGUGUAGAGACGCUCUGACUGGGCCAUGUUACUGGGAGGUGGAGAGGAGAGCUUCAUCCAGCAGUGACUGACAGAGGAAUGAAGUGCAGAUGACUGUCAGUGCUGCAGACUG
Pelmatolapia mariae (spotted tilapia) is the source of this 2923-nucleotide messenger RNA. RefSeq names its product protein NLRC3-like. Lineage: Eukaryota; Metazoa; Chordata; Actinopteri; Cichliformes; Cichlidae. The transcript is spliced from 8 exons. Gene Ontology annotation, biological process: intracellular signal transduction. Gene Ontology annotation, molecular function: protein binding. The coding region runs from base 1 to 2727 and encodes 908 amino acids. The record is from RefSeq and is a predicted model, not a curated record.